AUGGAUCUAAGCUCUUCCUUGAGUUGGGAACGGCUUCAGUCCGUUUUCUAUAGGUCACAGCCUCUACAAUCAGUUAAAAACAAAACAUCCUCUUUAGGCAUAUCGACAUAUCUUACCGUUGGGCCAAGCAAUACGUCGGUUUACACUUACAGUGAGGAAUUACUGAUAUCCGUGAAUCACGAGAAUCUUCCCUCAACGCACCUUAAAAGUGUUUUAGAAGAUGAUCAUCUUGUGGUUGUAAUGAAAGACAGGGUCAGGGUAUACUCUUCCUUUAUUACGCAGGAGUACAAAGAUCAUACAAUUAUGGGUAAAGAUAGAUUACCAUUGUCAAUUUGGGACUAUAAAAAUGGUAUAGCUAUGACUACUGAGUUCCAUAUGCAUCAGAUUUUCCUCAACCAACCGGUUUUCCCCAACCUAAACAUUUCUCUUCUACUGAAAGACCAUUGGUUUGCCAAUAAAUCCAAAAUUGUGGUAUUAGAUUCUUCAGGGAAAGUGCUGGUUUGUAACUUGGAAACGUCAAACCUACUUGAAUUUGAAGGAUGGACUGGAUGGUAUAAGGGAUGUAUAUCUGAGAAUGGAUAUAUUUGCUUGGUAAAUGGGAAACUUGACACUCUAGUGGUGUUUGAUGACAAUUUGAAUAAACCUUUAAUAAGUGCCAAUCUUGACGAGCUUCCUAAAUCAAUUGCAUGGUGUGGAGAUGAUUUAGUAUGUUGCGUUUUUGGUGACGAAGAAGUACGAUUAAUUGGAUCUAAAACAGAAUACGCUUCGUUUUGGUUUUCAAAUAACAUUGUUCUUUUACAAUCGACCAGCAAUGGCUUGAAAAUUGCAACAGAUGAUCAGAUCGAGUUCAUAUCUAAGGUUCCAACAUGUACCUCUAAUAUCUUUAGUAUUGGUUCGACAUCUCCUGGUGCUAUAUUGCUAGAUUCACUGAACUUGCUACACAACGAACAGAACUCUCCAAAAGCCAUUGAAAAUCUCAAAAUUAUAAACGUUAAGAAGGCAGUAGAUGAGUGUGUAUCGGCGGUUUACGAUGAAUUGGAUCCUUUAUGGCAAAAAAGGUUAUUGGCUGCUGCGUCUUUUGGUAAAGACUCCUUAUCCUCUACUGAAUUUGAUGCAGAUCAUUUUGCAAAAACAUGCAGUUAUCUUAGAGUGCUUAACUUUUUGAAAAGUAUCGGAAUACACCUUACCUUAAGAAUGUUCCUAGCCAUUGGACUAGAGAAUAUUAUAAAAAAGCUAAUUGAUAUCCGCAAAAUAUACGAGAGUCUUGAGAUUGUCAAGUUUUUAAAAUAUCCUGAACUGAUACCGGCUAUAUUUGAAGAGUGGGCUAAGGGGUUGAUACUGACAUCAUCUGAUUCAAGUGACGACGAAUUAUAUCAAAUAAUGACCGAUAGGGCAACUUCUUUAGAUACGCGUUUGCAUUUGUCAAAUACAGCCAAUGUCGCAUUCUUAGAUGGACGUCAUUCUUUGGCAAGGAAACUUGUUAUGGAUGACAAAGACGUUCUACCUAAGAUAGAUCUACUUCUCAAGAUGGAUGAAAUUGAUUUGGCUCUUCAAGAAGCAACUCAGAGUAUGAGUAUCCCGCUAAUAUUAUACUUAUUACUAUACUCCAAAAGAAAAAUGUCCAAUGUUCAAUUUACAAAAACAUUGAUGAUCACGAUGAAAGAAAACAAUAUAUACCAAUACUUUCAGAGACAUGAUUUUUCACUUCUAUACGAUUACCUCAGACAGACAGAUGACUAUCUAACUCUUGCUAGGCUUCUAUGGGACCAUGGUACUGUCGAGGGCCAAGAGACAGUCGCAUUACUAGAUCAAGCGUCGGAACUUUAUGGAAAACUGGCAACAAAUAGUAGUGUGAAACGUGAUAGGAGUAUGCUUGAUAGAGCCAAAAAGCUAGCAACAUAUCAAAACGAGUUAACUAACAGAUAUGGAAUCAGCUUCCAUAGACAAACUAUGGAUGAGACUCUUGCUACUUUAAUCAAAAUAAAUCAAAACUCUGAAGUAAAGAAGAUGGUCAAUGCCUUCAAAAUCUCUGACAGAAAAUAUUAUUUCCUAAAAUGUACACAGCUAGCCAAGGAGCACAGAUUAAAAGAGCUUCUAGCGUUUGCUAAAGAAAAAAAAUCACCUAUUGGUUAUCUACCUUUCUUCAAAGCUGUUUGCAAGUAUGCAAACAAGAAAGAGGCUGCUGUAUAUAUAGGGAUGCUCUCCUCAGCGUCAUAUGCUGAGAAACUUUCCUUAUACAUUGACUGUAGUGCGUACGAUGAGGCCAUAACUCUAGCAUCAUAUGAGAAAGAUGCGAUAGGUUUGAAACAGGUUCUGAACAAAAUUCCACCUAAUGAAACACAGUUGAGGUCAAAGGCAAUGCAACAUUUACAUACUCUAUAG
Kluyveromyces marxianus DMKU3-1042 is the source of this 2382-nucleotide messenger RNA. It is a transcript of the gene VPS16, whose product is annotated as tethering complex subunit VPS16. The record is from RefSeq and is a predicted model, not a curated record. The transcript has a single exon. Gene Ontology annotation, molecular function: actin binding. Gene Ontology annotation, biological process: intracellular protein transport; endosomal transport; vacuole fusion, non-autophagic. Gene Ontology annotation, cellular component: cytoplasm; HOPS complex; endosome. NCBI's taxonomy places the organism in Eukaryota, Fungi, Ascomycota, Saccharomycetes, Saccharomycetales, Saccharomycetaceae. The coding region runs from base 1 to 2382 and encodes 793 amino acids.